Salvelinus fontinalis (brook trout) is the source of this 5233-nucleotide messenger RNA. RefSeq lists its product as uncharacterized. The transcript is spliced from 3 exons. The record is from RefSeq and is a predicted model, not a curated record. The coding region runs from base 825 to 2699 and encodes 624 amino acids. NCBI's taxonomy places the organism in Eukaryota, Metazoa, Chordata, Actinopteri, Salmoniformes, Salmonidae.
UAAAACAAACUAGCUAGCGUUAGCUGAAUGUAAAAGCCAUGUAUGCUGUUUUUAAUACAGAAAUCCUCUGAAGCCAACAGUCAUGUGAGAUUUUUAUGUUGUUGAAAAUUACUAGUAUUUCCAUUUUUCAAAUGUUCAUGUUUAUUUUUUGUUCGUUGUUGAAAUAAUGGUGGAAUUGUACAAUAGUUUUAAAGUGUAGAAUGAAUACACAAAACAAAUGAAGAUGUCAAAUUUGAACUUACUGUGUCCCAUGUUGAAAAACUACACACACACACACACACACACACUCUCACACAGUGCAUCUAAGUAGGCCUAGCUACAACCAUUCUGUCCUGGAAGUCAGUUCAGCCUUCCACAGAGGUGAAAUACUGAGUCAACUUUUCCCUGACAGAACCUGCCUCCUGACCUGCUCUGUUGGCCUGGAUGGCUCUGCCUCUCAUGCCUCAUCCCUGCUGUAGUCACAUCUCCACAUCACAAGGCUUUGUGAGGACGUUGUGGAGGAUGCACAUUGCAACCACUAGGGUAUCAACCUUGCUUGGGAAAGUUGGAUUGUGCAAAACCAGAUGGAAGUCCCUCCGUGACAUUUUUGAAAGGCACCUACGGAAGGCCCAGCUCAGUGGUUCUGGGGGAACCAAUCAGAAAGAAUGGAAAUACAUGAAAAUAUGAUCAUUCUUGAUACCUUACGUCCAGCCAAGAAGCUCAAGAGGCAACCUCAGCCUUGAAAAUGCUUAUUCGCCUCAGCCACGAAAAUGCUUAUUCGCCUCAGCCACGAAAAUGCUGAUUCGCCUCAGCCUUGAAAAUGCUUAUUCGCCUCAGCCUUGAAAAUGCUUAUUCGCCUCAGCCACGACCGAUGGAUCCCGAUGACGCUGAAGACGACGUCCCUGAGCCCUGACCAUGUGCUUCAGAUGCCUGAACAACAGUCACCAGCGGAUAAAGGAUCAAAGAUUGUCAUUUUGGAUAAAACCCAGUAUCUGAUAGAGGCGAGUAGGCAGUUGAGUAAUUCGAAACAUUAUAGACCACUGACUCAUUCAUUGCAGCAGGAGAUCCAGAGACAAAUGAGGGAGAUUAUAGGGGACCUUUAUGAGAAUAAUUACAUUACAGACAAACAAAUGUUUUAUCUAUUUGGACCAGAUACUCCACGCCCCAGACAAUUUUAUUUGUUGCCUAAAAUCCACAAACCUCCUGAGACUUGGACCAUUCCCUCAGAGGUUCCAUGUGGGCCGAUCGUAUCGGAUUGUGGUUCAGAAUCGUAUAGAAUAGCGGAGUAUUUGGAUUAUUUCAUAAAUCCCCUGUCACGGAAACAUCAAGGUUUCAUUAAGGAUACAUACGAAUUUGUGACAAAAUUGAAAGGAAUUAGUGUGCCUCAAGAAACUGUUUUUUUUUCAAUUGAUAUUGACUCCUUGUAUACUAAUAUUGACACCAACUUGGGUCUUAGAGCAAUCAGAAACAUUUUCCAUAAAUAUCCAGACCUAGAUAGACCAGAUGGGGCUUUGUUACAACUAUUGGAACUUAGUUUAAAAAGAAAUGACUUUGAGUUCAACUCUAAUUGGUUCCUUCAAAUCCAUGGUACAGCGAUGGGGAAGAAGUUUGCCCCGUCAUAUGCCAAUAUUUAUAUGGCAGACUGGGAACAAUCAGCCUUCACCAAAUGCAUAAAGCUUCCAUUUUUGUAUUUACGGUAUCUAGAUGAUAUAUUUGGGUUAUGGACACAUUCUUCCUCAGAUUUUAUGGAAUUUGUGAAUAUUUUGAAUACACAUCAUCCGUCGAUCACGAUUAAAUACAACGUUCAGCCGGAACGAUUAGAAUUUUUGGACACCGAGGUAUUUUUUGUAGAGGGGAAUGAUAACCUGAAGCAAUUAGCAACAAAGGUUUAUUUUAAACCUACGGACACUCAUUCCCUCUUACAUAAAUCCAGUUUUCAUCCAAAACACACCUACAGAGGGUUGAUAAAGUCGCAGCUUAUAAGAUUUCAUAGGAUUUGUACACAGGAAAAACAUGUAAAGGAGGCUAUAGGAAUUCUUUUUAAGGCUCUCAGACCCAGAGGAUACUCGAAACGUUUCCUCCGCACCAUAAGAGCGGAGGUGAACACUAUGGUGGUAACUGAACCUAUAUAUGGGCGGACUAAUAACGAUGGAUGUAUUAUCCCAUUUGUCACCACAUAUUCACAGUCUUCUAUGAAAUUUAACUCCAUAGUGAAGGAUCAUUUUAAGCAGACAAGUGAGGAUGGGGACACCCUCGAACAGUUUAGAGUAAUAUCAGCAUAUCGGCGAAAUAAACAUUUGAAAGAUGUGCUGGUACACUCUGGAUUCAAGGAGAAGCUGGUGCGGAGGGGACCACACUUUAGACAAGUAAAAUAUAUUCAGAAUAAAUGGUCGGGUCUAGGGGCCCCAGUAUGGGAGGGAUUUCAAUUGAAGACCACCAUCAUUGUAUAUGGAAUUGAAUGUCUGAAAUGUGGGAAACUGUAUAUUGGAGAAACCAGGAAUUCCUUGGAAGCCAGACUCAAACAACAUCUAUAUCAUAUAAGUAAAGAGUCAGUUAAAACCAUAUUAUACACCCACUUUAGAUCUCAUCCAGUAGCUCAGUUAAGAAUAGCAGGGUUGGAAUCUAACCAAGGGUGGGCGCUAAAACAUAGACAGAUCAAGGAGCGAAGUUGGAUCAACAAAUUGGGUUGUAAUCCCACAGGUCUUAAUGAAAAGUAUUAGAGACCCUAACCCUUCUAACCCUGACCGGAACAUUAAACCUGAACCAUCCUAGUUUACCCUCACCUUAACCUGAGCAAUCUUAGUCCAAACCCUAGCCGAUAAUCCCAUUCCUGAACCAUCCUAACCCUAGUUAACCCUCACCUUAACCUGAGCAAUCUUAGUCCAAACCCUAGCCGAUAAUCCCAUUCCUGAACCAUCCUAACCCUAGUUUACCCUAACCUUAACCUGAGCAAUCUUAGUCCAAACCCUAGCCGAUAAUCCCAUUCCUGAACCAUCCUAACCCUAGUUAACCCUCACCUUAACCUGAGCAAUCUUAGUCCAAACCCUAGCCGAUAAUCCCAUUCCUGAACCAUCCUAACCCUAGUUUACCCUAACCUUAACCUGAGCAAUCUUAGUCCAAACCCUAGCCAAUUAUCCCAUUCCUAACCUUAACCACAAUCUUAACCUCAAGUCUAUUUCAAUCCCUAACCCCAAACUUUGGCCCCAAUACUGACACUAAGUUUAACCCCAGCCUCAAACUUAACCCUAACUUGGACCCCAAGCCUAACCCCUUGGUUCACCCUAACUAUAAUCCUUAUCCUAAUCCUAAAACCUAAUCUUAAUUUUGACUAUAACCUUAACCUUAAUCCUAAUCUAAACCCUGACCUUAACCUCACCCUUAACUGCAGCAAUCCCCACCCUAGCUCUAACCUUAACCCCAAUCCUAAACUUAGCCGCAGCCCUGACAAUAACCUUAGAUUUAAUCCUAACCCGAACCAUAAUCCUAACCUUAACCCCACCUCAAGCCCUAAUCGCUAAUCCUGAACCUUGACCUAGAUUCUGACCUUAAUUCAAACCCAAGCCUUAAAUAUAAUCCUAACCUUAACUCCAAGCCUAACCCCUUGGACUUAAAACGUGGACGUAAGGAAUCCCAUAGGCCUGAUAGAGAUUAACCAGUCUAACCCUAACCGGAUUCCUAAACUCGAACUCGGGCUCCAUAAAGAGGUAUCCUGAGGAGCCUGGUAAUUAGGGAGCAUGUGUUGAUGUAUUGCCUGGAGGUUUAUCCUCUUAGAGGAAAAUGUUAUUUUUAUCUGUUUUCCUUCCGGUAUGAACCAUAACCCCUUCUUUUGGGGAAUAUCUCCUAAUUUCCCGUAGAACAAUUAUGUAUCCUUAGGAGCAAUAGAAUUAGAGAACAUGCGCCCGUGUACUUGGUCCUCUUGAAGGGCAAUUUUUUCUUAAACCUAACCCUAACCCCUAACCCUGACCCUAACCCUCCCCCAUAACCCUAAACCUCCUAACCCUCCCCCAUAACCCUAACCCCUAACAAUAACCCUCCCCCAUAACCCUAAACUCUAACCCUAACCCUGCCCCUAAACCCUAACCCUUUUCUUAGGUCUUUCCUUUCUUUUAACAGAAUAAAACAAUAAAAGAAAGAGGCAUUUUAGAACUUACUUCAGUUUAAUUUAUGAUCUUAGGAGGACACCUACGGGCCUUUUUAAGUACUACACCUAAUAUAACAGAUCCUCAGAAGAGGGAUAAACAGGAGAUAGGCCUGUGCACCGUAAAACAAACUAGCUGAAACGAAACACAAUCCUAUUCAAAACCUAGCCCCUAAACCUAACCCCCCCUAACCCCUAACCCUCCCUUCCCCCCUCCGGUUUCCACCUGUCAGAGGAUGGAAGUGGAUCAACCGACUCAAAACUAGAAACCUAUCCCGUAACCCCAACCUAACCCUAACACCUAACCCCUAACCCUUCUCCUUGCAGACUCUAAUCCCCCACCCUAACCCCAAGAUCCUCAUGCCUAACCUUAACCUCUAGACCCCCUCUAGACCCCCAUACCCAAUCUUAAUUCAACCCUGACCUUUACUCUACCCUAAUUCCCCACCCUAACCCCGAGAUCCCCAUGCCUAACCCUAACCUCUAGACCCCCAUACCUGAUCCUAAUUUAAUCCUGACCUGUACUCUAAUCCUGACCCUAACCGUUACCCCAACCCGAACUCUAACCUUUACCCCUAGCUUCUAAAUCCUAACCCUAAUUCCAACCCUAACCCCUAUACCCUCAUACCUAAAACCUUACCUCUUAGACCACAGCUCUGAGCUUGGCCCCUGGUCUCUAUUCUUAGUUCUGAAUCCCUGGUUGCUCUGAGCUUGGCUCCUGGUCUCUAUUGUUAGUUCUGAAUCCCUGUUUUUUAACCCAAGACCACAGCUCUGAGCUUGGCCCCUGGUCUCUAUUCUUAGUUCUGAAUCCCUGGUUGCUCUGAGCUUGGCCCCUGGUCUCUAUUCUUAGUUCUGAAUCCCUGGUUUUUAACCCAAGCCUUAUUUUAAAAUCUGAUUCUGGUCUUUUUAUAUAUAUAUAUUUUUUAGUCAUUAAAGUAUUUUAUACAAUAGUCUAAACCAUUUAUCCUAAAGGGGUUGCCUGUGCCAGUGCACAUCAGAUUCGUCUGUUUUUCUUUGAACCUAACCCCUAACCCUUAACCCCUAACCCUUUACCCCUAACCCCAACUUGCACAAUUGGUGGCUGACUAAAUACUUUUUUUGCCCCACUGUAUAUAG